ACGAUCCUUUUCCAUAGCACGAGCAAGAUGGUGAACGUGCCGAAGACCCGCCGUACGUUCUGUAAGGGAAAGUGCAAGAAGCACACAAUCCACAAGGUGACGCAGUAUAAGAAAGGAAAGGAUUCCAUCUUCGCUCAGGGCAAACGUCGUUACGAUCGUAAGCAGCGUGGAUUCGGAGGACAGACCAAGCCUAUCUUCAGAAAGAAGGCUAAGACCACCAAGAAGAUCGUUCUGCGUAUGGAAUGUGCUGAUUGCAAGACCCGUAAACAGCUCCCCAUCAAGCGAUGCAAGCACUUCGAAAUCGGUGGUGACAAGAAGAGGAAGGGACAGAUGAUUCAGUUCUAAUUCCCUUCAAGUCUGUCGUUCUGUUAAUAAACGGUCGAUGUCCUGAAGGAA
Molecule: messenger RNA, 396 nt
Organism: Galendromus occidentalis (western predatory mite)
Lineage: Eukaryota; Metazoa; Arthropoda; Arachnida; Mesostigmata; Phytoseiidae
Gene: RpL36A
Product: ribosomal protein L36A
Exons: 3
Coding region: 28-345 (105 amino acids)
Biological process (GO): translation
Cellular component (GO): ribosome
Molecular function (GO): structural constituent of ribosome
Source: RefSeq, a predicted model, not a curated record